CUGGGGUGGGGGGUGGGGGAGAGAGAGUUGGUGUGUUGCACGCUUGUCUCCCUUGCACAAAAGCCCCGGCCAAGCAAACUCUUGGAAAGCUCGGAGCAGGAGCCGGACGGCUACCGGGCUACAGCUGUCCUGGCGCUGCCAUUUGGUGCCCCAUUCGAACUGGAUACGUUGUUGCAACUGUGAAGGAACUCAACUCGCUUUUGUGGGAGCCUUAUUUUUGUUGUGCUUGUUUUUCGGGAGCGAUUCUCAUUUUCCUCCAACCUCGCCCCCCCCCCUUUCGCUCUCCCGAUCGGUUUUUUCCCCCCCUUGGGGGUAGAGGGGGAAACACAAGGGGGGGAAAAAGUAAAGGAAUAUGAUUGCUUCGUGGUUGACUUUCGCCUUUCUUUGUGGAACUUUCGGUGCAGGGCCAGGUCAUGGGGAGGCAGAGACGAGAGAAUGCGUCUACUACAAUGCCAACUGGGAGCAGGAGAAGACCAACCAGAGUGGCGUGGAACGCUGUGAAGGAGAGAAGGACAAAAGGCUUCAUUGCUAUGCUUCUUGGAGAAACAACUCUGGCUCCAUUGAGUUGGUGAAGAAGGGCUGCUGGUUAGAUGACUUCAACUGCUAUGACAGACAAGAAUGUGUCGCCACAGAAGAGAACCCUCAAGUGUUUUUCUGCUGCUGUGAGGGGAACUAUUGCAAUGAAAAAUUUACGCACUUACCUGAAGUAACUGGUCCAGAAGUAAUAUAUGAGCCACCACCACCGACACCCUCACUACUCAACAUUCUGGUUUACUCUCUGCUUCCAAUUGCUGUUCUGUCAAUGGCCAUUCUCUUGGCCUUCUGGAUGUACCGUCACCGAAAGCCCCCCUACGGGCAUGUGGACAUUAAUGAGGACCCUGGGCCACCACCCCCUUCUCCGCUGGUUGGCCUUAAGCCUUUGCAGUUACUGGAGAUCAAAGCUAGGGGGCGCUUUGGCUGUGUCUGGAAGGCUCAGCUGAUGAAUGACUAUGUAGCAGUGAAAAUCUUUCCCAUACAGGAUAAACAAUCCUGGCAGAGCGAGAGAGAAAUCUUCAGCACCCCUGGCAUGAAGCAUGAAAACCUUUUGCAGUUUAUUGCAGCAGAGAAGCGAGGAACAAACCUGGAGAUGGAACUAUGGCUGAUCACAGCUUUCCAUGACAAGGGCUCGCUGACAGAUUACCUGAAGGGGAAUAUUAUCAGCUGGAAUGAACUCUGCCAUGUUGCGGAAACAAUGGCCCGUGGACUUUCCUACCUACAUGAAGAUGUUCCCUGGUGUAAGGGGGAAGGACACAAACCUGCUAUAGCACAUAGGGACUUCAAGAGUAAAAAUGUGUUGUUGAAGAAUGACUUGACAGCAGUUCUCGCUGACUUUGGACUGGCUGUACGGUUUGAGCCUGGAAAGCCUCCAGGAGACACCCAUGGACAGGUGGGAACAAGGAGGUACAUGGCUCCUGAGGUUUUAGAGGGGGCAAUCAACUUCCAGCGAGAUGCCUUCCUCAGAAUAGACAUGUAUGCGAUGGGACUAGUACUGUGGGAGUUAAUCUCCAGGUGCACAGCAGCCGAUGGUCCAGUGGAUGAGUAUAUGCUGCCUUUUGAAGAGGAGAUAGGUCAGCAUCCAUCCCUGGAGGACCUGCAGGAAGUGGUGGUGCACAAAAAGAUACGACCUGCUUUCAAGGAUCACUGGCUGAAACACCCUGGUUUGGCACAGCUCUGUGUUACAAUUGAAGAAUGCUGGGAUCACGAUGCAGAGGCUCGGCUUUCAGCAGGCUGUGUCGAGGAGCGCAUUUCUCAGAUCCGCAAAUCGGUAAACGGCACUACCUCGGACUGCCUCGUUUCCAUCGUGACAUCUGUCACCAACGUGGACUUGCCACCCAAAGAGUCUAGUAUCUAAGUCCUGAUUCAUUUUUGUCUUUCCAGACUCAGUGGAUUUAAAAAAAAGUUUAAAAACCCAACAAACACAUGAAUGCAGCUGCUAUUUUAUCUUGACUUUUUAUUAUUAUUAUUAUUAUUGUUGUUGUUGUUUUGUUUUGUUUUGUUUUUUUUUUGAUUGGAUCAAUUUUACCAGCACAUUGCUCUACUGUAUUAAAAAAAAAAAAAAGACA
Messenger RNA from Pelodiscus sinensis (Chinese soft-shelled turtle), 2102 nucleotides. It is a transcript of the gene ACVR2B, whose product is annotated as activin A receptor type 2B. Gene Ontology annotation, cellular component: activin receptor complex; plasma membrane. The record is from RefSeq and is a predicted model, not a curated record. Gene Ontology annotation, biological process: protein phosphorylation; activin receptor signaling pathway; cellular response to growth factor stimulus. Gene Ontology annotation, molecular function: ATP binding; activin receptor activity; activin binding. Lineage: Eukaryota; Metazoa; Chordata; Testudines; Trionychidae.